CAGACCCCCGCUGCCGUCAACCGCCUCCGCAACCUCAUCUCCGGCCCAGACCCGCGACACCUCCGCAUCGGCGUGCGCAACAAGGGCUGCGCCGGGCUCUCAUACCACCUCGACUACGUGACCGAGCCCGCCAAGUUUGACGAAGUCGUCGAACAGGAUGGCGUGAAGGUGCUCAUCGACAGCAAGGCGCUCUUCAGCAUCAUCGGCAGCGAGAUGGACUGGGUCGAGGACAAGCUGAGUUCGAAGUUCGCGUUCAAGAACCCCAACAUUAAGGACGCGUGCGGAUGUGGAGAGUCGUUCACCGUUUAA
Molecule: messenger RNA, 309 nt
Organism: Punctularia strigosozonata HHB-11173 SS5
Lineage: Eukaryota; Fungi; Basidiomycota; Agaricomycetes; Corticiales; Punctulariaceae
Exons: 2
Biological process (GO): iron-sulfur cluster assembly
Cellular component (GO): cytoplasm; mitochondrion
Molecular function (GO): 2 iron, 2 sulfur cluster binding
Source: RefSeq, a predicted model, not a curated record